Haliotis rufescens (red abalone) is the source of this 3419-nucleotide messenger RNA. RefSeq names its product molybdenum cofactor sulfurase-like. Gene Ontology annotation, biological process: Mo-molybdopterin cofactor biosynthetic process. The record is from RefSeq and is a predicted model, not a curated record. Lineage: Eukaryota; Metazoa; Mollusca; Gastropoda; Lepetellida; Haliotidae. The transcript has 14 exons. Gene Ontology annotation, molecular function: molybdenum cofactor sulfurtransferase activity; pyridoxal phosphate binding; molybdenum ion binding. The coding region runs from base 1060 to 3372 and encodes 770 amino acids.
CUCAGAAUGCAUGUGCAGCCUGUGGUGCUCAUGGCAGUGUAUAAGGGAUUCCCCCCAUCAUUCUGACAUGUGACCUGACAAUUAACCCUGUAUGACUAUGUAUGAGGUCCUGCCACUGGUGUGUACCAUUAUGAAAAAAGGGAUAGCAGGUGGUCCGCGACAAGUAUUAUGAUAUGGAUAUGUGCAUGUCUUGGCUAAGAAUUCUAGUAUCAACUUGUCACACUGACCUCCUUAUUGUCUUAUGAGCAAGUAAAUUUCAUCAUCAUGAGCUGCACAUGCACAACAUGCGUACACCCUCUCUACCUGUUACACACCAAAUAUGUUUGCUCAACUUCUGUGUGCCGCCUGCUUGUCUCAAACACGUCUUGGGAGUCGGUUGAACUUAUCCAGGAUUACCAGUAAGGACCCUUGUACCCCAAAUUCCCAUGAGGCCUAUUUAGGGAGAAUUCUGUUGGAUUUGAGGAGCAUGAGGGCCCAGUCUUCUAAGACUGCAGUGUUCUGUGGAAAGAUAUGGACCUUGGACCUACCAGAAACCUGUGAUCAGGGUUUUAUCCGGGUUCCCCUGUACUAUGUGUUUAGGUUUGUCACACCGUACCCUGGUCGUGGUUUCACCUAAGUUGUAAACGUCUAAGGUCGGGGUCACUUUGGCUUUCCUCUUACAUGAUGCUGAUAUCCAGUGAUACGCUGAAAUAUUGAUCAAGUGAUGUUAACCCAACCAUGAGCUCGCUUUGUUGUAUUCUGUCUCAGAUUGAGGCUGCUAUAUGAUACACCUGACUACAUCAUCACACAUCUAGCUUACUUGUGUUAUCCUCAAAUCUUUUAAGAUUUAAGUUAACACAAAUUGUCUUUGAAGUUGGAAAAAAGGUGUUGCAGUUUUUCAAUGCCUCAACAGAAGAGUACAGUGUUAUAUUCACAUCCGGCUGCACCGAGGCACUGAAGCUUAUCGGCGAGACAUUUACUUUCCGUGAUGCAACUACUUCUGCUGAAGACACGUCUCAGGCCAGCGAUGUUGGUGCCAGCUUUGUGUACCUCCUGGACAAUCACACAUCAGUGCAGGGGAUGCGGGAGCUGGUCUCCGACAAGGUGUCUGGGAUAUUCUGCCUAGACGAGGGGGAGCUGGAUCAAGAAAUCCCACAUCACCUUAAUCAGAUCCACAUGAGCCAAUCUACUGAUCAAAACAAACCAGAAUCAAACCAUGACAACCAAAAGCCAUUUGUUGCCAAACCUAAUCAAAGCCAAACCAAAGAUCAAACCGAGAAAUCAUCAGUUGACCAUACUGCAAUCCUGCCAACUGCUGAUAUUUCUAGUCCGGGAGAAAAGCAUCAUGUGUCCUCUGAAUGCCAUCAAAGGGGAACAAAAGAUCAAUCAGAAAGACAGUGUAAUUUGUUUGCAUAUCCAGCACAGUCUAACUUCUCUGGAAAAAAAUAUCCCUUGAGCUGGAUAGACAGGGUCCAGCGAGGGGACAUGGGCUUCCAGAGCAAGUUGCCAGGGAAGUGGUAUGUGGUUCUAGAUGCUGCCAGCUAUGUGAGCACUUGCAAGCUGGACUUGAAACAAUACAAGCCUGAUUUUGUCACUUUGUCUUUCUACAAGAUCUUUGGUUUUCCAACUGGUCUAGGUGCCCUCCUGGUCCGGGCUGAUGCUGCUCCCCUGCUCCACAAGCGGUACUUUGGAGGGGGCACCGUUGCUGUCAGUGAUGCAAGGGAGAGGUUCCAUGUGCUGAAGCCCACACUUGCAGACAGUUUUGAAGAUGGCACCUUACCAUUCCUGGACUUGAUUGCACUGAGGCAUGGACUGGAUGCUGUACACAGGAUAGGGGGUGACAUGGAGAAAGUGUCCAGGCACUCCUUCACAGUGGCCAAGUUCUUCCAUGACCAUCUCCUUCAGCUCUGCCACGGGAAUGGCUCCCCUGUUGCCCGCGUCUACUGCCAGGGGUUCGAAGACAUACACACCCAGGGAGCCAUUGUCAACUUUAACAUCCUUCGGGACAAUGGAGAGUUUGUUGGAUUUGCUGAGGUAGACAAGAUGGCCCAGCUGCAGGACGUCCAUCUGAGGACCGGCUGCUUCUGUAACAUCGGGGCUUGUCAGAAAUACCUCCACCUCACCUCCAAACAGAUCAGGGAAAACUUCCAGGCCGGCCAUGUUUGUGGAGAUGACCAAGACAUGAUUGAUGGUCACCCAACAGGGUCAGUCCGCAUAUCCUUCGGCUACAUGUCCACGUAUGGAGAUGCGGUGCAGUGUCUGCGCUUUAUCACAGAAUACUUCCUGGAGGGUGCAGCAAUCCCAGAGUUCCCUGUUCCAAAAUCCACUAUUGUUUCCAAUGCCAACCCAGUGCUGCCAUCGGUUACUAAAAGUAGUCAAACAUUACAUGAUCCUGUAAUAUCUCCCAAAAGACAGUUGCCAAGAGAGGAAAAGGACUUGAGGAAGGAGGAAGAGGUUCUGGAGAAGUGUUCUGAUGCUUCAAGGUUUCUCACCAAGAUCUGUCUGUACCCUGUCAAGUCUUGUGCUGCCUUCCAGGUUUCAGAAUGGGAAGUCGGUCCACGAGGUCUGCUGUUUGAUAGAGAGUGGAUGAUCGUCAGUGAAAGUGGGGUAACUCUUGGACAGAAAAGAGAACCAAAGUUGUGUCUCCUCCAACCAUCCAUAGAUCUCCUGUCUUACACAUUGACCCUGAGCUUCCCAGAGACACAAUCCAUCACCAUGUCUCUGACAGCUGUAGACUCUAACAGUGUGGACUAUGAAGGUCGACUGUGUACCAACAAGGUCUGUGGAGACAGGGUGAAUACAGUAGACUGUGGUGACAAGGUGGCUGACUGGCUGAGUGAGGCUCUAGGGAGACCCGGAACUCGACUCCUGCGCCUGAAACAAGAGGAUGCACGGACUGGGAGGCUGAAGGAUGCAGCGACACAGGCUACCUCGGACACGGCAAGACUGUCGCUGGCAAAUGAAUCUCAGUUCCUGCUCGUCACCAGGGAGAGUGUGAAGUCACUCCAGAAGAAGAUGGCUGACCAGGAUGACCCUGGUCAGGAGAAUAUUGGACAAUGUCAAGGUCAUUCUGAUACAGACAACUUGUUACUUCGUUUCCGUGGCAACCUGGUUGUUGGUGGUGGUUCAGGGUUUGAAGAGGAGGACUGGACACAAGUGAAGAUUGGGAAAAAUGUGUUGAUUAGUCAGGGUCGGUGCAGUCGGUGCCAAAUGGUGUGCAUGGACCAACAGACAGGGGAGAGAAGCCGGGAACCACUCCACACUCUCUCCAUGUGGAGGGGCAAAAAAGUUCCAUUUGGCGUCUACAUGCGUCAGUUGUCUCCCAUUACCGAUUCCUGCAGUGUAAUGACUCUUCAUGUUGGAGACCAAGUUGUGCCUCAGACUGACAGCUAGGACACCCAGGACGUCCAGAGUGGGCCUGUGUGUGUAGUGUGUGUGUG